AUGAAAAAGAAAAAUCCCGCUCUGUCAAAAUCCAAAGUUUCGUCUAAUUCACAAAAACAAAAAAUCAAAAAAAUAUCAAAUUUAAACUCACCAAUGAUUUCUCAAACAAAGACUUUUCAAAAGACGUUUUUCAAAAGACAAUCAACAAAUAAUUCUUUUCAUAAACCAACAAAUGUAAUUGAUAAAUUUCCUUCAACUAAGCAUAAAAGUGAUAUAAAUCAAAAGGUUGAAAAUGUUCGAAAGGUUGUCAACCUUCAAAAUUUUAAGACAACUCACAACCUUGUGAAUGUCCGAAAAUCUGACAAUCUUCGAAAAUCAACACAUUCUCAAACGAAUGUCAAAUUCACUCCAGAAAAAACAAAUUUUCCAAAUCCAUUAGUUCAUAAAGCAACAAAGGUUUCGUACUCAGAAGGUACUUUGGAUGUGCAAUCAAUCAAUCAUUGGUUUGAGGGACAAGGGAAAAAGUUUCAAUUAGGAAAGUUUUCUCAACAACAUAUCAAAAAUGCUUAUGAAGAGUAUUUAAAUGAAUCUUCAACUGGAAAUUUAUCUUCUCAAGAAUUGAAUAUUCCGGUGCAAAGAUGGCAACCAAUCAACAAAGCUACACGAAUUGAGAAGUCUGAGGUGAAAUCAAAUGAAAGUCCAAAACUAUCGAAAAAUUAUGUUUCAAUAUCUUUAACUAAUGCUGUUGGCUUAAUUGAUAGUGUAAAAACAAAAGUUCGAACUUGGGCUUUAAGUUCUAAAUUCCAUUCAUUGUUUCAAGCUAAUAACCAAGGAACCAAAAAGCCUUGGUCGAAACGAUAUGGAGAUAUGUUUACACUUGAUAUCAAACCAAUUGUGGGAAAACCAUCUGUGUGUCUACUUUCGAAAGCUACAAAUGAUGUCAGCUGGUUAUGGCAUAGGCGUUUAUCACAUCUUAACUUUCGAAACUUGAAUAAGCUGGUUGCAGAAGACUUAGUUCGUGGUUUACCUGUGCUGAAAUUUGACAAUGAUACUCUUUGUGCAACAUGCGAACAAGGAAAACAACAUUGUAAAGGACAUCCAAUGGUCAUAGAUUCGAAAAUUGUUGAACCGUUGCAAAUUCUUCACAUUGAUCUUUGUGGAACAUCAACCGUUUAA
Molecule: messenger RNA, 1116 nt
Organism: Lactuca sativa (garden lettuce)
Lineage: Eukaryota; Viridiplantae; Streptophyta; Magnoliopsida; Asterales; Asteraceae
Source: RefSeq, a predicted model, not a curated record